AUGAAUCUCAAGGAGCUGUUGUUGGUGGGUGUCGUAGUAUGCGUCGAGUCAUUUAGGAAGCGGACUUUCGGCUGUGCAACGGGUACGUUCAUUAAAGGGUAUGUCCAGCACCAAAAGCUGCGUAACUCAGGACAUGUGUUGCGUAUGCUUGAUCAUCGUUUGCUGACGAGAGUGCUGUUUUCCAUGUCCAACUCAGAGUGGCUUAAGCAGAGUGGUGGCCAACCCCUGACUUGGCAGCAGGGUAUGAAUGAGAUUACGAAACGCUUGGGUGCCUCUCGCCUUCCAGGAUGGGGACCGCGUGAUCCCAACUGCGCCUGGUUGGAGACGCUUCAAGUUAUGGCUGAUAACCGAUGUUGUCGGUUUCUAUCCAGAUUGCCUAAAACAGGCACGUGUUAUGCCCGCCGGUAUAGUUUAUCAGCGGCCAAGUAUGAACAGAAUGUCGGCGAAGUGCUUCCCUUAUCCGUCGGUUAUGCGUUCAUGGUGUACAAAUGUGUAAAUGCGCUUCUCACUGGAAUGCUAGUCAAAAGGGUCGUCGGCAUGUUGAUAUAUUUGUGCAUAACCAUGCAAAUGACUUAUAUUUAG
Opisthorchis viverrini is the source of this 582-nucleotide messenger RNA. RefSeq lists its product as hypothetical. NCBI's taxonomy places the organism in Eukaryota, Metazoa, Platyhelminthes, Trematoda, Opisthorchiida, Opisthorchiidae. The record is from RefSeq and is a predicted model, not a curated record. The transcript is spliced from 3 exons. The coding region runs from base 1 to 582 and encodes 193 amino acids.